AUGAAUGGAUCAAUGCGCAUUAAUCCAGCAGAGAGGAAGGAUGGAAGCGGAGCUCCAGCAGUUCUAGAAGUGCAGCUCACCAAGGAUUUGAUUUGCUUUUAUGAUUCCACGAUAGAUGUCAGGAACGCUUCAGAGUGUCAGGAAAAAGUACGGUUAUUUGAAGAAUUGGAUGUGUGCUCCUCGAAGUUCAGUUUCUCUAGAGCAGAGUGUGAGGUUAAGAAGCAGGGAUGUCGAAUGCUGUGUGACGUGCUCCUUGAUCAAGCAGUGCUCCCUGGAGUUGGCAACAUUAUCAAAAAUGAAGCCCUGUUUGACAGCGGCCUACAUCCCGCUGUACAGGCUGGUUUACUAACAGAUGGACAGAUUAGCCAUCUUGUGAAGAUGACGCGUGACUUUACUCUUCUAUUUUAUAAGUGUCGAAAGAAUGGAUCAGCUCUUUACAAGCAUUACAAAGUAUACAAAAGAGCUAACUGUGGUCAGUGUGGUACAAAGAUCACAGUAUGUCGCCUGGGAGAAAACAACAGAAUGACCUAUUUUUGCUCAAAGUGCCAAAAGGAUAAACCUCAGCACCUUGAUGUGAGUAAACUUCCCAAACGAAACAGUCUUAUUGGAUGGGCAUGUAGACAAGAAUCACAAGACCAAGUGGCCAGGAGAGAUGAAGAACAUUGGGCAUGCCAAAUCUGCACACUCAUAAACAAGCCUUCAGAUGAGAAAUGUGAUGCGUGUCUAUCUCCUAAACCAAAAGUUUUAGGCACUGCAAAUAACGAAAGUGUUAGAUGUGACACAGACUUGAUUAAGUUUCCAUGUAAUAAUUUUGGAAAAUCUUUGUCUGAAAUGAAGAUAAACAGAAAAACUGCUUUUGGUCAUACAACAUUGGUCCUAAGUGAUUUUACUACCAAAACUAAUGAUUAUGAACAAAAUCAUAAGUGGAUCCCUUCUUCAGAGAUAUCUGUCAGUUCUUCUUGCAGCAACACACUAAAUGUCUCAAAUAAGAGAAGAAGCAUUGAAACUGAACAGCAGAUAAUGAAUAGCAGUUCAGAUGCUGGAGUUUCACAUUCAUUUGUCCCGCAUCAGAAGAGACAGAAGACUGAUAAAAUGACACAAAAAUUUCCAAAAUGA
Messenger RNA from Staurois parvus, 1116 nucleotides. NCBI's taxonomy places the organism in Eukaryota, Metazoa, Chordata, Amphibia, Anura, Ranidae. The record is from the annotation of a GenBank genome assembly.